Molecule: messenger RNA, 2203 nt
Organism: Fragaria vesca subsp. vesca
Lineage: Eukaryota; Viridiplantae; Streptophyta; Magnoliopsida; Rosales; Rosaceae
Product: pentatricopeptide repeat-containing protein At3g26540-like
Exons: 1
Coding region: 1-2082 (693 amino acids)
Biological process (GO): RNA modification
Molecular function (GO): protein binding; RNA binding
Source: RefSeq, a predicted model, not a curated record
AUGGGUGUCAAAGCCGGCUCCGUCAUAAACCGCCUCCUCUACGACAAAGCCCACCUCACCAAACCCUCCCACCCAUCCGAAGCCAAAGCCGCCACCGCCGCCAUCCUCUCCCACCUCUCUUCCGGCCACCUCCGCAAAGCCGUCUCCCUCCUCUUCUCCACCCCAUUCCCCUUCCACUUCUCCCUCUACUCCCACCUCUUCCACCUCUGCUCCUCCUCCCGCUCCCUCCUCGAAACCCGCAAGCUCGAGUCUCACCUCGUCACCUUCUCCCCAACUCCUCCCAUCUUCCUCCUCAACCGCACCAUCGAGUCCUACGCCAAAUGCGGGUCCCUCGGAGACGCACGCGAGUUGUUCGACGAAAUGCCCCAGCGAGACGGCGGGUCCUGGAACGCCAUGAUCAAAGCGUAUUCGCAAGGCUCGCGCCCCGAGGAGGCUUUGGGGACGUUUUUGGAGAUGAAUAGGGCCGGGUUCUUGCCGAAUGAGGUUACUUUCGCGAGUGUGAUAGGCUCGUGUGGUGCGGUUUUGGAGGUUUGGGUGGCGAGGCAGGUGCAUGGGCUUGUUGUCAAGUAUGGUUUUGGCGGGAAUGUGAUUUUGGGGAGCUCGCUUGUUGAUGUGUAUGGGAAGUGUGGGGAGAUGGGGGAUGCGAGGAGAGUGUUUGAGGAGAUUGAGGAGCCGAAUGAGGUUUCGUGGAAUAUAGUUGUGAGGAGGUAUCUUGAGAUGGGGGAGGGAAUGGAGGCGGUGAUGAUGUUUGUUAGGAUGCUUGUGGCGGGGGUAAGGCCGUUGAGUCAUACAUUUUCGAAUGCACUUGUGGCGUGUUCGAGUUGUUUUGCGCUUGUGGAGGGGAAGAGGGUACAUGGAGUUGCGGUUAAAAUGGGGUUUGAGGAUGAUGAGGUUGUCUCGAGCUCGCUUAUUGAUAUGUAUGUGAAAUGCGGGAAGCUAGGUGAUGCGCAUGCGAUUUUUGACCAGCCACAUUUGAAAAACUUGAUUUCUUGGACUUCAAUUGUUUCCGGGUAUGCUAUGAGUGGACAAACGUCGAAGGCGAGGGCUUUGUUCGAUGAGAUGCCUGAACGGAAUGUGAUAUCUUGGAAUGCAAUGUUGGCAGGGUAUACUCGUUACUUCCAAUGGGAAGAGGCUUUGAAUUUUAUAUUUUUGAUGCAGAAUACCACUAGAGAUAUUGACCAAGUCACUCUUGGGUUGAUCCUGAAUGUAUGUGCUGGCCUUUCAGAUGUUGAAAUGGGGAAACAGGUUCAUGGAUUCAUUUACCGACAUGGAUAUUGUUCCAAUCUGUUUGUUGGAAAUGGUCUUCUCUACAUGUAUGGUCAAUGUCGUAACAUGAGAAAUUCCAAAACAGUUUGGUUUCACCAGAUUAGUCCAUCACGGGAUACAGUUUCUUGGAAUAGUUUGUUGACAUGCUAUGCUCAACAUCAUCUUAGUGAACUGGCUAUGAUCAUCUUCUAUGAGAUGCAAUGUGAGACAACACCUAACGAGAUUACAUUUGCAACUCUACUGUCAGUAUGCGCAAAUAUUUUUGCACUUGAGCAAGGCAAACAAAUUCAUGGUUUCAUGAUUCGAAAUGGUUACAUUAUAGAUACCGUGGUCAGAGGGGCUUUGGUUGACCUGUAUACCAAGUGUCGUUCUAUUAAGUACGCUUUUAAGGUUUUCAAUGGAGGGACUUCAAGAGAUGUGAUUCUUUGUAACUCCUUGAUUUUGGGAUGCUGUCGCAGUAAUAGAACGAGACAAGUACUUAAAUUGUUUCAUUUGAUGAAGGAUGAAGGAAUUAAGCCGGACCAUAUUACAUUUCGAGGCAUUUUGUAUGCUUGUACUUGUGAAGGUCUUGUUGAGUUGGGAAAGCAGUAUUUUGAAUCAAUGAGCACCGAUUAUGGUAUUGUACCUAGACUAGAGCACUAUGAGUGCAUGAUUGAUCUCUACAGCCAGUGUGGGUACAUGGAUGAGCUUGAAAGUUUUGUAAGGACCAUGCCAUUUGAUCCCACAGUCCCAAUGUUAACAAGAGUAGUGGAUGCAUGUAAAAGACAUGGAUGCUUGCGAUUUGGAAAGUGGGCUGUUCAACGACUUAAUAACUAGUCCAUCUGGUUUAUAACUCUUUGGAAUAAUGGUUAAGAGCCAGGUGAUAGUGAACGCCAAAUUGCAUAUUCAAAAUCUUCAUAACGAAGGAGGUACGCUACUUGAUUGAUUGUGCAGAUCC